AUGUACAACAACUCUGAAACUCGUAGUGGGGAUCUAUUGGUAAACACAAACUACAACAACUCUAAAACUCGUAGUGGAGAUCUAUUGGUAAAUACCAUGUACAACAACUCUGAAACUCGUAGUGGGGAUCUAUUGGUAAAUACCAUGUACAACAACUCUGAAACUCGUAGUGGGGAUCUAUUGGUAAAUACCAUGUACAACAACUCUGAAACUCGUAGUGGAGAUCUACUGGUAAAUACCAUGUACAACAACUCUAAAACUCGUAGUGGAGAUCUAUUGGUAAACACCAAGUACAACAACUCUGAAAGUCGUAGUGGGGAUCUAUUGGUAAAUACCAUGUACAACAACUCUGAAACUCGUAGUGGGGCUCUAUUGGUAAAUACCAUGUACAACAACUCUGAAACUCGUAGUGGGGAUCGACUGGUAAACACCAACUACAACAACUCUAAAACUCGUAGUGGAGAUCUACUGGUAAACACCAACUACAACAACUCUAAAACUCGUAGUGGAGAUCUAUUGGUAAACACCAAGUACAACAACUUUGAAACUCGUAGUGAGGAUCUGUUGGUAAAUACCAUGUACAACAACUCUGAAACUCGUAGUGGAGAUCUACUGGUAAACACAAACUACAACAACUCUAAAACUCGUAGUGGAGAUCUACUGGUAAACACAAACUACAACAACUCUGAAACUCGUAGUGGGGAUCAAUUGGUAAAUACCAUGUACAACAACUCUGAAACUCGUAGUGGGGAUCUAUUGGUAAAUACCAUGUACAACAACUCUGAAACUCGUAGUGGAGAUCUACUGGUAAACACCAACUACAACAACUCUAAAACUCGUAGUGGGGAUCUAUUGGUAAAUACCAUGUACAACAACUCUGAAACUCGUAGUGGGGAUCUAUUGGUAAAUACCAUGUACGACAACUCUGAAACUCGUAGUGGGGAUCUAUUGGUAAAUACCAAUUAUGACAACUCUGAAACUCGUAGUGGGGAUCUAUUGGUAAAUACCAAGUACAACAACUCUGAAACUCGUAGUGGGGAUCUGUUGGUAAAUACCAAGUAUAACAACUCUAAAACUCGUAGUGGAGAUCUAUUGGUAAAUACCAAUUAUGACAACUGUGAAACUCGUAGUGGGGAUCUGUUGGUAAAUACCAGUACAACAACUCUAAAACUCGUAGUGGAGAUCUAUUGGUAA
Molecule: messenger RNA, 1194 nt
Organism: Limulus polyphemus (Atlantic horseshoe crab)
Lineage: Eukaryota; Metazoa; Arthropoda; Merostomata; Xiphosura; Limulidae
Product: probable serine/threonine-protein kinase clkA
Exons: 1
Coding region: 1-1194 (397 amino acids)
Source: RefSeq, a predicted model, not a curated record